CUUCGCAACCCUGGCUUGCAGUCCGCUGCCAGUUCUCCUGCGACACGCCAACUUUUCUGACAACCGAACCUCCCGCUGCCGACGACCGAUUGCACCGUUCUCGAGCCCUUCGCCAGCCCGCACGACGGUCCACGUGUCCAGGUUGAACCUUUCGCAGCGAGGACUUCGCAAAUGGCGGCGCCGACUCUGAAGCGGCGGCACUCCGAUUUGCCGCACGUCGAGUCCAUCAGCCGAAUACUGAAGCUGCCCAUCGUAGAAGAUGGCAAACAGAUUGCCGGCAACGUGUACACCAGGAUAAAGCGUUCGAAUUCGUUGAUCAACUGGGGUUUGGGCACUGCCGAACGAUCGUUCGUGAUGGCGACGGCGAUAGCGACACCAGCUAUCAACGUUUUCGUUGGCCCAAUCACGACGAUCGACCAUUUGCUCUGCAAAGGCAUCGACGUGGUCGAAGACAAGGUGCCGGCGGUGCAUCUGCCCCCUCGACAAAUGUACAGCAGCGCGAAGGACUACAUGACCAGCAAAAUCAAGCCUGUUCUGACGCGUGCCGAAAGCGUAACGCAGAUAGGAUCUAUGGUCGCGAACGCCACGGCUGAUAGAUUGAACGAUGCUCUCACCCAUCUGGAGAAAAGCAUCGACCAUUAUCUGCCUGUCGAUUCUGUCGACGAGAUGGAUUUUCCUGUGACGGAGGAGAACGUAAGCAAGACGAAGUUGACCGUCAUACACGGCGUCCGAUGCUCCAGAAAGCUGCAACGAGGCCUGACACGUCAGACGGUAGCAGAAACUCGUGCUUUGAUGCUACUUGGGAAAAAGUUUGUGGAGGUGAUCAAGCUGGUAUUAACGGAUCCGAAGCUUGCAAUGCAGCAAGCGACUAGCUUGUGGAGAGCUCUGAGUUUACCAGAGCCAGAAAACCAGGUACGACCUUCCACAGUAGAGGAAUCGAUGGUCCUGCUCCUACGUGAAGUUUCCCGUUGGUUCGUGCACGUUAUCAACGACGUGGUAGCAUACAUAAAGGCUACUUGGAAGCUGAACGACGAACUCUUGGACAUUUUCUGCCUGUGGGCCGAGACGUUCCUUUCCCUGAGAUAUUACGUGAUCUGCACCGUCGUCAAUCAAUUUCUUAACGAGUCCGACGAAGAUCUCAAGAACGCGUAUGCCAAAAACCCCGUCGAGUGGUUCAACACAGCUAUGCAGAAGUUUUUGACGAAGCUUGCGAUGAUCAUAGCCGGCAAACCGGAUGUUUGCAAGACAGUGACGCUCCAAGAUUUCCAGCAGAACCAUAAUAAUCACGCGGCACAGCCAGUUAGUUAUCACGAAUAAUAAAAUCGCGGUCAAUGGACGCUUCAUGCUAGUUCCUUCUGCGUUUCGUCAGUGACGUUCGGAGGAAGCACCGACGAUUAUCAACACCUGAUUCCUUUUGUACCCCUUUAACGAUGUUUCCAUCGUUGACACGUUAUAUGAGUGUCGCGACAAGCGAAUGUUGUUAACUCUUGAUGCGCACUGUAACGAUUAGAAAUAAGAAAUUGUGAAGAUAAGAAUA
Messenger RNA from Megalopta genalis, 1537 nucleotides. RefSeq names its product lipid storage droplets surface-binding protein 1. Gene Ontology annotation, cellular component: cytosol; lipid droplet. Gene Ontology annotation, biological process: positive regulation of triglyceride storage; lipid storage. Lineage: Eukaryota; Metazoa; Arthropoda; Insecta; Hymenoptera; Halictidae. The record is from RefSeq and is a predicted model, not a curated record.